This is a messenger RNA of Orbicella faveolata, 1266 nucleotides long. RefSeq names its product sphingosine 1-phosphate receptor 1-like. Gene Ontology annotation, biological process: G protein-coupled receptor signaling pathway. Gene Ontology annotation, molecular function: G protein-coupled receptor activity. The record is from RefSeq and is a predicted model, not a curated record. Gene Ontology annotation, cellular component: plasma membrane. NCBI's taxonomy places the organism in Eukaryota, Metazoa, Cnidaria, Anthozoa, Scleractinia, Merulinidae.
UUAAAUUCACAACAUCAAUAUUGCAUGCUGAACUAAAUGUUUUACGCCAACUGGAUUGAUGAAAGGAAUAUUCUUCACUUUAGCUAAUCCGGCAAGGUGUACGAAGAACCUUUUAACUGUAUUAGCUUCGGUUAACGCGUCUCUAUAUUUGGAAACUAUAAUCAUAUCCUUCAAUAUCGUUGAGACAAGCAGAUCAGUUAUUGGUCAUCUUAAAAUUCAAACGCCGAUAGUUUUUAUACACGCAACAAACACGACAUCAUGUUAAACCCAACCGCCAUUACAUUCAUCGCUAUCUCUGCACUCGAGAUAGCCGUCAUAAUCAUUGGGAACGUGUUCACCAUUUCUAUCUUCUGGACUCUGCGAUUCCAUCUUAAACGAACUUGUUUCCUUCUGAUCAACCUCGCCGUUGCCGAUUUACUUGUAGGAAUAGCAGAAGGUGCAGCACUGGUGAUCCACAAGAGUCUGAGAACUGAAAUGCAACCAAAAGGAAGCCAAAGCCCCUCAUGGGCAUUCCGAAUGUUUGCGUCUUGUACGCCAUUAAUGUCGAGAAAAAGGUUGUUGUUAUUCAUCGUGCUAGAUGCAAUAAGUCACAUCGUGAGACAAACGAUAAUACACUUUAUUAUUACGCCAUUAAUGUUCCUCGCUCUUGUUUCCUUGGAGCGCGUUUACGCCGUGCUGUGGCCACUGCGUCAUCGCGUAACAAGAACGCAAGCUUACGUUUUCAGUAUCGUCGUUACGGUCUGGGGAGCUGGAUUGUGUAUCGCAGGACUGUCGUUUUUAACGGUGUAUCACGCACAAGUCGAUAUCUUGCAUGCUAUUGUCGCUUCUGAUGUGCUCCUUCUCAUUUCUCUCAUUAUUAUCUGUGCAAGUUACCUCUCGAUUCGCUCGCGAUUGAACCAUGCAACACCCAGCUUAGAAGUACCUCACAAAAGAUCAUUGGAACACAAUGCAUGGCUUUCAAAGACACUUUACGUAGUAGUUGCCGUGUCUCUUAUCUUAUGGCUGCCUGCUUUCGUUGUGUAUACAAUCAAAAUAUUCUGUUGGAAAUGUUUUUCUCAGCUUUCGCUGUGGGUAGUUAAUGUCCUAUAUUUAGCCAUUUCUAUGGUGAAUCCAUUUGUAUAUAGCUUUAGAAUGCAAAUUUUUAAAAAUGCUCUGAAAAAACGUUGGAAGAAACAGGUAGAAAAAGUUGAAUUAAGACCUGUUUCUCUUCGAGUGCGAGCUCUCCAAGUGCGAGACGAACCACAGGAGUUUACCAGGCACUUGUAA